Larimichthys crocea (large yellow croaker) is the source of this 1723-nucleotide messenger RNA. RefSeq lists its product as uncharacterized. Gene Ontology annotation, cellular component: external side of plasma membrane. The record is from RefSeq and is a predicted model, not a curated record. The coding region runs from base 86 to 853 and encodes 255 amino acids. The transcript has 4 exons. Lineage: Eukaryota; Metazoa; Chordata; Actinopteri; Sciaenidae. Gene Ontology annotation, biological process: cellular response to lipopolysaccharide; cell surface receptor signaling pathway; immune response.
AUUAGACUGCUGAGGGUGAUUUACAGCCUUCAGAAAAGAAGCAGACCUACACACGACAAAAAUCUACACUGCAUGCUCGAGCACCAUGAUCAAAGUGAUGAGUUUCUGCGCUGGCCUGAAGACACGGCAUGUUUCCAUCAUCUGCUUCGCUUUGGCAGUCAGCGCUGUCGUCUGUGAAGGUAUGGAGCUGAAGACCGCUCCUCUGAAAGUGGCACGGUGUGGAGAAAAUGUGACACUGACAUGUGAGGCCACCAUCAAGAAAUCAGAUAUUGUCUUAUUAUCUUUUGCCUGGGGUGAAAAUAAAACAUGUAAAUGUGAAGACAGCCAAACUAACCCUGAGGUUCAGUGUGAAAGCACAGAUGAGUCUCCCCACCACAGACUGAAUCUGACUCUCAUCAACGUGAUGCCCGUCAAUCAGGGGAACUACACCUGCAAACUACGCUCCACAAAGGGGGUAAAGGCUGACAAAACUCAUGUUGCAGUAAAAGAAUGCCUUGGAAGUUCUAAUUCGUCCACCAACCAGUCUGAUGUUACGUGCUGGUUCGAUGGAGUUUACCCCAUUGGCAUCAUCCACUGGUUCCGGGGAGAUGUUAACUUAACGGACUCUACCACCACACGAAAAGAACAGGACCAAUAUGGACGGUACAAUGUCUCGAGCACAAUAGGUGUGCAGGAAAGAAACCUGAACCAGUCGUAUAGAUGCUCACUGUGGAUACCUUCGGACGGGAAGUAUCUCUUUAGUCAUGACACACGUGUCUCUCUAGGCAUGACACGGCAGGCAUCAGGAAGCGCGAACAGACUGCAGUGUAUCUGGAUCAUGGUGGAAAUCAUGAUGGUGAAAUUCAUAUUAUAAAGGAACCAAACAAAUUCAGGUUUUUACCUGAACAUUUGUUUCCGGUUUUGUCCAACCUAAUGCACGCUGUUUGUAAAAGGCAUACAAAGCUGCCACUGAGUGGGUAAGUUUUGUUUUCAACAUACUCUGCAUCUGUCCUCUCUGGAAAGGUUCUCGCUCCAAAAAUUGAAUAUUUCACUGAUUAAUAAAUACUUCACUGGAAAGGAGGAAGUCAGCCAAUUAUUUUAGUAAAAAAAAUCUGAAAAUGUAUUUUGGCACCCGUGUCAAAGAUGUUUGAAAACACACUUCACACCUGAUGGCAGCACAACAUUCAUCAUAUCAUUUAAAUCUUUUCUACAGAAGCUUACUAAUGACAGUUGUACAGUUUUCCUGAAAAUAAGCUUUGCAGAUAGAGUAUUUCUGUUUUCAAAUUUCAUUUUCAAUCAUGUUUAACUAGUAGUUUAACCCCUUAACCGGGAAAUAACUUUUUUAAACCUUUACUUUUAGCUGCCAGAGGGAGGCAGUCUUCCCAUGCAAGAAUAAGAGAAGCAGAUUUACUGCUUUCAGAUACAUCUUGUAUAUUGUAAAUUUAUUGCAAAAGCACCAAAGGACUACAGUAAAGGAGAAAACAUGAUUCAUGUGCAUGGCUUACAGUACCUGAAGGUCAAAAUAUGAUGUAACAAGAAAUCUUUUUUUCCUUUUAACCUGUAUGAGAAAAGAUGUUUUAAGACAGUUUUUUAUUCAUAUUUAGCUCAUGUGACUUUAGUGGACGCUAAUCUGAAAUAUACCACCGAUGAUGCAAAUCUUGUCUACAUAAAAUGUUGUUGAAGAAUGUUUUUAUAUGUUCUUUGUGAAGUAAAAGUGUGAAAUGUGAUACAUUUCAAAGCAGGU